AUGGCCAGCAAGGUCGACCGCAUAGUAGCCCGGCUGCAGGCCAAGAUCGAAGAGGGCGACUACUACGAGGCUCAGCAGCAGACCCGUGUCGCCGCAUCUCGCUACAUUAAGACCUCCAACUGGCCCGCCGCUAUUGAUAUCCUCUCCAAUGUCUCCCAGGCGUUGCUGCGCGCGGGACAGGGUGGUAGUGGUGGGGAUCUCUGUGCCAUGUUGGUUGAUGUCUACAAGCAGGCUGAGUUGAAGCCCGAUGCUACCAGCAAGGGUAGACUAUUGACCUGUCUGCGACUGUUCCCAGCUGGUGAACCCACGAGGAAGAAGUUUGUCGGCGAGAUCAUCGGAUGGUCAGCCAAGUUUGGCGAUUACCCAGCUGGAGAUCCAGAGCUUCACCACGUCGCCGGUUCACUCUACGCCGAAGAGCACGAUACAUACGAGGCCGAGAAACAUUUAAUAUUGGGCACCAAGGAUUCGCCCGAGGUUCUUACAAAGAUGGAAUACACUUGGUACAGGGAGGGCGACCCUCAUCUGGCAGCUCUCUUUGCUGGCCGUGCUGUGCUCCCCUACCUCUUGGUCGGAAACGUUCGUGCCGCCAACACCUGCUACCGCCUCUUCACCAGCUCUCUUUCCAGCGACAACCCAAACAUCGGUGUCCAAGACGUGUCGAGCUCUGCUGGUGAUAUUCGCAUCUUCCCAAGCCUACCCCUCCUCAACUUCCUCGGCUUCCUCCUGCUUGCUAUCCAGCGUGGCGCCCCCGAGCUCUACCGCGCCCUGGUAUCCAAGUAUGCGACGCAAAUCAACGAGGCAGGAUCGUGGAGCGAGGCGCUCGAGAUGGUCGGCGAAAUGUACUUCGGUCUCACCAAGCCUCGACAGAACAACCCUCUCAUGGAUAUGAUGAGCGGGUUCUUUGGCGGCGGCGGUGGCCAGCCAGAGAAGCCAAAGCGUAAGCAAGUUACGCAACGGCAAGAUGCUCCUGCAGCAGAGGGUCUGGACUAA
Molecule: messenger RNA, 990 nt
Organism: Fusarium sp. VM40
Lineage: Eukaryota; Fungi; Ascomycota; Sordariomycetes; Hypocreales; Nectriaceae
Source: the annotation of a GenBank genome assembly